Lotus japonicus is the source of this 3449-nucleotide messenger RNA. RefSeq names its product receptor protein kinase TMK1-like. Lineage: Eukaryota; Viridiplantae; Streptophyta; Magnoliopsida; Fabales; Fabaceae. The record is from RefSeq and is a predicted model, not a curated record. Gene Ontology annotation, biological process: protein phosphorylation. Gene Ontology annotation, molecular function: protein binding; ATP binding; protein kinase activity. Bases 395 to 3172 code for a protein of 925 amino acids. The transcript has 2 exons.
CGUGCAUUUCCAUGUCAGGAGUGUGAGAUUGGAACUUGCAUUCCAAGCCAUUGAUCUCAAACCUCCAAAACACACACACAAAAACACAAACACACGAAUCUCCUCUCUCUCUCUCUCUCUCUCUCUAAACAAACAAAAUAAACUGCAUUCUCUUUCUCUGUUUUCUCUGUUUUCCUGCAACUUUUUCUUUCCCCUAACAAAUCGAAAAGCGAGUUUUUUUCUCACCAAAAUUCGCUUUUUUCCGUUAGGGGUUCCUUCUUCUCCUCCUUCUCCAUCAUCCACAAAUGCAACGUCAUCAAUUUCCUCCUUAAACCCUUAUGGGGCAGGGGGAUCCUCUGUUUUCUUCAUCACCAACCUCUGUUUUUCCUCUGUUUUCAUCUUUACAAACAAAAUCAUGGUGAAACCUCAACUGGGUUUUGCUUCAUUCCGAGGUUUAUUCAUUUUCGGUCUUGUUCUAGUGCUUUCUCUUGUGAUUACCCCAGCUAAGUGCCAGGAUGAUUCACAGGUAAUGGGCAUUUUGAGGAACAUGAUUCAACCCCCUGUUAGCUUCCAAUGGUCAGACCCUAAUGUCUGCAAAUGGAAGCACGUUCAGUGUGGUCCUGGAAAACGUGUCACCGCCAUUCAAAUCGGGAACCAGAAUCUUCAAGGCUCUCUCCCCAAAGAACUCGAGAAGCUCACAGAAUUGGUGAUAUUUGAGUGCCAGGGAAAUGCCUUAACUGGGUCAUUCCCUUACCUUUCAAAAUCCUUGCAGAGAUUGGUCAUCCAUAGAAACAAAUUCAGUUCCUUCCCCAGCGAUUUCUUCAAGGGUAUGAGCAGUUUGCAAGAGGUGAGAAUGGACAACAACCCUUUUCUUCAGUGGCAGGUUCCUGACUCACUCAGAGACUGCGUUGCGCUGCAAAUUUUCAGUGCUGAGAGUGCUAACCUUGUUGGAACUAUCCCUGAGUUCUUUGGAAAAGAUGGUCCAUUCCCUGGUUUGGUUUAUCUCUCUUUGUCUGAUAAUUCUCUUGAAGGUGGUUUACCUGAAACCCUUGGUGGUAGUUCAAUUGAGAAUCUCUUGGUGAAUGGACAGAACAGCAACUCUAAACUCAAUGGUACACUUGCUGUGUUGCAGAAGAUGACUUCCUUGAAGCAAAUUUGGGCUCAUGGAAAUGCAUUCACUGGUCCAAUCCCUGACUUGUCAAAGCUUAAUCAAUUAUUUGAUUUGGGGUUAAGGGAUAACCAGUUGACUGGUGUUGUUCCACCCUCAUUGUGGGAUCUUCCAAGCCUCAAAGUUGUGAAUUUGACCAACAACAAUUUUCAAGGUCCAAUUCCCAAGUUCAGAGAUGGGGUAGCAGUGGACAAUGAUCUUGGUAGAGGGAGGAACCAGUUCUGCACAAGUGUACCUGGGGAGCCAUGUAGUCCUUUGGUGAAUGUUCUGCUAUCUGUUGUGGAGCCUUUGGGUUAUCCUCUCAAGUUUGCUGAGAGUUGGCAAGGUAAUGAUCCUUGUGCUAAUAAAUGGAUUGGUAUUGUUUGCUCUGGUGGAAACAUCACUGUGAUCAACUUUCAGAACAUGGGUCUUUCUGGCACCAUUUCUCCUAAUUUUGCCAGCAUUACUUCUCUGACAAAAUUGCUUCUUGCUAACAAUGCUAUCACUGGUACCAUACCAAAGGAACUCACUAGUAUGCCUCUUCUGCAAGAGCUAGAUCUUUCAAAUAAUCAGUUGUAUGGCCGAAAACCGUCGUUCCGUGAUGGUGUGGAUGUCAAACUAGGUGGGAACCCUGAUAUUGGAAAGAAUAAACCUUCUUCUCAAAAUGGCUCAGGUUCUGGAGGCAACAAACGUAAUGUUACAGCCAUAGUUGUUGGAAUUGUGGUAGGUGUUGUCAUUUUACUUGGUGUUGUGGCUGCGAUACUUUUUUAUAGGAGAAAGUGGAAGCAGGAGGGAAAAGCUGAAAAGAAAACUGCAAACGGGGCACAUCCUCGCCGUUAUGAGGAUGGAAAGGAGGUGAAGAUACAGAUUACAAGUGAUGGUGUUGGUGGUGAAGGAACUAAUGUGUUAAGCCCCACUUGUUAUCAGGGGGACGCUAGUAAUAUGGUGAUUUCAAUUGAAGUUUUGAGAGACGUUACUGACAAUUUUAAUGAAGAAAACAUACUGGGGAAGGGAGGUUUUGGCACUGUAUACAAAGGAGAAUUGCAUGAUGGGACAAAGAUUGCUGUGAAAAGGAUGCAGCUAGGAACGGUGGGCGAGACGGGGCUGAAUGAGUUCAUGGCUGAAAUUGGAGUGCUUACUAAGGUUCGACACAAGCAUUUGGUUGCACUCUUAGGUUAUUGCUUGGAUGCAAGUGAGAGACUUCUUGUCUAUGAGUACAUGUCUCAGGGUGCUCUUAGUACACAUUUGUUCAACUGGAAAGUGGAAGGACUAAAACCGCUGGAAUGGAAGACAAGGCUUAGUGUUGCCUUGGAUGUUGCUAGAGGUGUUGAGUAUCUUCAUGUUCUGGGCCAACAGAUUUUUAUUCACAGGGAUCUCAAACCAUCCAACAUUUUGCUUGGAGAUGAUAUGCAUGCUAAAGUAUCAGACUUUGGAUUGGUCAGGCUUGUUCCUGAAGGAAAAGCCUCAUUUCAAACUAGACUUGCUGGAACUUUUGGUUACAUGGCACCAGAGUAUGCAGCCACCGGAAGACUUACAACAAAGGUUGAUGUCUACAGUUUUGGGGUGAUUCUCAUGGAGAUGAUAACUGGAAGGAGAGCACUUGAUAACUCCCUACCCGAUGAGAACAUCCACCUUGUUACAUGGUUCCGGAAGAUGCUAAUGGAGAAAGACUCAUUGAGAACCAUCAUUGACCCAGCAAUUGAAGUUGAUGAGGAAACCUACACCAGCAUUAGCACUGUUGCUGAGUUAGCAGGGCAAUGCACUGCAACAGACCCUUAUCCGCGACCCGACAUGAGCCAUGUAGUGAAUAUGCUAUUACCUCUUAUUGAGGUGUGGAAGCCUACAAAGGUAGAUGCUGAAGACGUUUAUGGGAUCAACUUUAAUAUGACAUUACCAGAAGCACUCCAAAGGUGGCAGGAUUUUGAAGGAACUAGCACCCUGGAUUUAUCAUUGCAUAAUACUACUAGUGGAGAUAAUACAAGGUCAAACACAACCACUCAACAAUCAGACAAUGCAGGUUCCUUUACACCUUCUUCUGGACCAUGAAUAGCGUGUUUGGAUCAUCUUCUUUUUUCUCUCAGAAUCAAUUGUUGCGCACAGAAGCUGCUGCUACAAAUGCUUGAUUUUAGCUUUAAAAAUGAUUAUAUUAAGCGUUUACAAACAUGUACGAAGUUAGAUAGACUUUAUAUCAGCUCUGGCUUCCAUGUAUGUACUUCUUUUGUCAGGCAUGUUUCACUUCCUCACCCUACAGCCACCAUAUAGUACUCUGAACUUGAUGGUUUCUUUUCUUUUGAAAAAUGAUAAAACUUCUGGUAUUCUUGAA